This is a messenger RNA of Symbiodinium sp. CCMP2592, 2892 nucleotides long. The record is from the annotation of a GenBank genome assembly. NCBI's taxonomy places the organism in Eukaryota, Dinophyceae, Suessiales, Symbiodiniaceae.
AUGGUCCGCAUCCACCAAGUGAUGACCAAGCUCAGCGAGACCGUGCUGAGUCAAGAGGUUGUCGGAGCGAUGUUCGAGCGCAUGAGCAACAAGCAUGUCCGAACUGUCUUUGAGCAGGAGCGCGACGCGGACUUCUCGUACGAGGUUGAAGGGCUUGCUCGCUAUCGUGUCAACGCGCACAUGCAGAAAGGCACCAUCGGACUCGCGAUGCGUGCGAUCAAAACCAAAGUGCCACCACUGGAAGCGCUCUCUCUCCCGGAGGUCAUCGCUCGUCUGACCUACCUCCCACGCGGUCUUGUCCUCGUGACCGGUGACACCGGUUCGGGUAAAUCCACCACGCUCGCGGCGAUGAUCCAAGCAAUGAACGAGCGCUACUCCAAGCACAUCAUCACGCUGGAAGAUCCGAUCGAGUACAUGUUCGAGUCCGAUCAGUGUCUGAUCGAGCAGCGCGAGCUCGGACGCGACAUGAUCAGUUUCGCAUCAGGACUCAAGCACGCGCUUCGUCAGGACCCCGACAUCAUCCUCGUGGGUGAAAUGCGUGACCUGGAAACCUCAUCGCUCGCGAUCUCCGCGGCAGAAACAGGUCACCUGGUCCUCUCGACCCUGCACACUGUCAACGCAUCGCAGACCGUGUCUCGUAUCAUCGAUAUGUACCCAUCUGGUCAGCAGAACCAGAUCCGUUCGAUGCUCUCGACCACGCUCCAAGCGGUUAUCUCGCAGACAUUGUUCACACGCUCGGACCGCCCCGGCAUGGUCCCAGCGGUCGAGACACUCCUGUGUACCCCAGCGGUGCGCAACCUGAUCCGCGAAAACAAGAUCUUCGAGAUUCCCAAUGUCAUCGAGACCAGCCGUGCGAUCGGGAUGUGUUCGCUUGACUCGUCGAUCGCGGAGCUCUACUUCAACGGCACGAUCACCAAGGAAGACGCAAUCGCUCAAGCCGUGUACCCCGACAAGCUGGAGCGGCAGCUCGUCAAAGGUUCAGACGGGAAGAUCCGCACCGGUGUGCUGUCGGCAGACAGCGCGACAUCCGCGGCGACUGUCCUGAGGAACCAAGGCGUCCAUGUGAUGUCUGUUGACCAAGCAAAAGAGGGCGUCGCUCAAUCUGGUCUUCUCGCCUCACUCUCCAGUAUGAACACCAAGAAACCCACACAGAAGAAUGUGCUGGAUUUCACUACACAGCUCGCCGUCAUGAUCCGAGCGGGGAUCAACCUCCGCUCAGCACUCGACGGGAUCGCUGAUCAGACGGAUCACAAAGCGUUCAAGAAGGUCAUCAUGGAACUCAAAUCGGAUGUCGAGUCCGGUAAGCAGUUCUCCGAGGCGCUCGUCAAGCAUCCCAAGCUCUUCUCACCUCUGUACAUCAACAUGGUGCGCGCAUCUGAAAUGUCGGGAUCGUUCUCUGAGAUGCUCGAACGCAUCGCGGGAUACAUCGCGCAGCAGAUCGAGACUCGCAAGAUGGUCAUCGGCGCCUCGAUCUAUCCGGCGAUCAUCGGAGGCAUGGCCGUCGCGGUGACCGUGUUCCUACUGACAUUCGUGCUCCCGAAGUUCUACACCGUGUUUGAAGGCAAGGAAGAUGUUCUGCCAUGGGCGACCAACUUCCUCAUGAUGCUCUCGCAAACACUGAUUGCGCACUGGCCGUUCAUCCUUGGUGGUCUCGCGGUCUGCGGCGGCGCGUUCUUUGGUUUCUCGAAAACCGAGAUCGGCGCGUUCUGGAUCGACCGAACCAAGCUCACCAUCCCGGUCAUGCGAGGCAUGUUCCGCUCGCUGUACAUCACACGCUCGCUCCAGACGAUGGGUCAGCUCAUCAACGCGGGUGUCCCGAUGCUCGACACGCUCAGCAUCACUGGAGACAUCUCUGGGAACAAGCUCUUUGAGGGCAUGUGGCGCAAGGUCCACGGCUCCGUGAAGCAGGGGCGUAAGAUCGCUGAACCGCUGCACUCGACCUCGCUGCUCCCCAAGUCUGUUGUGCAGAUGAUCGGUGCCGGUGAGGAAUCCGGUAAGCUCGGCGAGGUGCUCGACGAGAUAUCGGUCUAUUACGCGAAGCAGCUCAAGGACCACAUCAAAGCGGUUACCGGAAUGAUCGAGCCCGUCAUGAUCAUCAUCAUGGGUUCAAUCGUCGGAUUCAUCGCGAUGGCGAUCAUUCUCCCGAUCUUCAAGAUGAGCCAGAUCGUGCAGGAGCACACGAUGUCUGAGCGUCUAUCCAACCAACAAAUCCGCCGAAGAGCGCAUUCGGCACAAGGUUUCACGCUGAUCGAAGCCGCGAUGGCCACCAUUAUCAUCGGUGUAGGUGUGCUCGCAAUGGUUGAUGCACAGUCCUCAUUCAUCACAUCGAACUCAUGGUCAACGCACGCCGCGAGCGGGACCUAUCUUGCGAAUGAAAUCCGCGAGAUGACGCGCAAUCUCCCGAAACACGAUCCAGUGGUCGGUCUCUACAUCGAGGACAAUGGCGACGGCGGAGUACUCCACGGUUGGGGUCCGGAUGCCGGAGAAAUUAAUGUCGACGACUUUGAUGACAUCGAAGAUUUCGAUGGACUGACCUUCUCAUUCGUCGGGACCGCAGGUUUCGGGGAUGGUGAUCUUCCAGGACCGAUCAAUGCGUAUGGCGAGAUCAUCCCAGAAAUCGACCACUACGGUGCUGAAGAAGGCGCAACCAGCAACGGUGUCUUUGUUGGGACUCCGAUGUACGGCUGGUCACAGCAGGUCGUCGUCCAGAAAGUCGAUCCGUUUGAUUCUUCCAUCGUCCGCGCCGAUAACUUCACCGAAGCCGCGAGCGGCGAUUUCCCUGGACGAGAGGUAGAUGAAUAUCCACUCCGUGUGACGGUCCGCGUGUUUUACCAAGCGGUCAACGCGAUCGAGCCGGACCUCGUGACUGAGGUCAUGUGGGUGGUGCCUUGA